Messenger RNA from Centruroides sculpturatus (bark scorpion), 1125 nucleotides. RefSeq lists its product as uncharacterized. The record is from RefSeq and is a predicted model, not a curated record. Bases 177 to 539 code for a protein of 120 amino acids. Lineage: Eukaryota; Metazoa; Arthropoda; Arachnida; Scorpiones; Buthidae. The transcript is spliced from 2 exons.
AUACUUAGAUUCCCCGGAAAAAAUCGAAAGAAGAUCAUAAAUGUGAUAAAUGCAAUAAAAGUUUUCGAUGGUUAUCCACUUUUAGAGUACAUCAAACAACGCACAGAAAAUACGGACCGUAUUCAUGUGAUAUUUGUAAGAAAGUGUACAAACAUAUAUAUGAACUAAAUAGACACAUGAAGAAAGUACAUUCACAGGAAAAAAUCGCAUCUUCUUCCAAAAAAGGCACAGAACAUGGCCAAGAAGUGCGAUCAGAUUUGUUUCAGACACCAUCAACAAGUUCUGAAGCAAGAGGAUCAAUUGAAUCUGAACAUGUGGCUUCAGAAGAGAUUAUUUUUACAGCAAGAGAAGCUAAAGAAUUUCUUAAAGAUUUUAACAUCGAUUUAGAAAUUAGAAAGCUUGAGACAUCCUCACAACUGGAAUUAUUCACAGAGAUGGAAACCGAUGAAGAUAAAUUCGAAUGUCAACUUUGUGGACAACAAUUUUCUGACGAAAUUUCUUUAAAAGAACACGAGAAACAAUUUCACCAAUCUAAUUAAUUCUGGGCAUUUAACUUUAAAACAAUACAAGUUAAAAAAGUCGUAAAAAUUAUUAACUUUUUUCUACAUUGGUCUGCGACUGAUGAAAAUUAAACAUUAGUAAAACAAUAUUAGUUACAGCACUGUUAAAUGAAAUAACAUUAGAAAUUUUCCAUAUUAAUUAAUGUAUUGUAGUAAUUAUUUCAUAAAAUUGAUUUACAUUUGCAAAACGAUACUUUUUGUACGAAACAAAAUUUGAAAAUUUAUUAUUUGAAAUUAGGUAAUAGCUUUAAUUGAAUAAAUUUACGUUUACAGAAUUGAAUGUGUGUAGCAGAUUUAUAACUUAUUUUAACAGUAGAUACAAGUUCAUUUUUGAGUAAAGUGAAGAACAUGGACUCACAGUAGGUCAUUAGAUAACGCGAAAAUGAAACCACUCAAAAUAAGAAUAACUAAACGAAAGUAACAACAACUUAAACAAGAAACGAAUAUUUUGCUUAUUUUUCCACUAUGAUUAGUUUCUUAUUAAGAUUUGACACAGCGUGAAAAUCCGUAGUUUACAAAAAUUUAAAUUAAUCGUCGAUGACGCAUACUUGCAUAAUUAUUAUCC